ACCCGUCGCCGCAGUGACUUCUGGGAAGGAGAGAUCAUGGCGUCGGAGCCGAGCAAGACGGAGAUCCAGACUCUCUUCAAGCGGCUCCGGGCGGCGCCGGCGAACAAGUCUUGUUUCGACUGCGGCGCCAAGAACCCGAGCUGGGCCAGCAUCACCUACGGCGUCUUCCUGUGCAUUGACUGCUCGGGCGUCCACAGGUCUCUGGGCGUGCACCUCAGCUUCAUCAGGUCUACAGAGCUGGAUUCUAACUGGAACUGGUUCCAGCUGAGAUGUAUGCAAGUGGGCAGCAAUGCCAACGCGACUGCUUUCUUCCGUCAGCAUGGCUGCACUACCACAGACGCCAACGCUAAGUAUAAUAGUCGAGCUGCCCAGAUGUACAGGGAGAAGAUCCGGCAGCUGGCAAGUGCUGCUAUGGCCAAGUAUGGCACCGAUCUGCUGAUAGAUGGACUGAGUGGAGCCCCUGGGCAUUCCCCUGACAAGAGUGAUGCUGAUUUCUUCAUGGAGCACACACAGUCUUCCAGUACCUGGGAUGUAGCAGAUGCCAGCCAGAAUCCUGCAGAGUCUUCCUUGGAGAUGGAAAAAACAACAAGGUCAUCAGAAGGCAGUGAAGUGUCAUAUUCUAGUCAAGGCCCGUCAAUUGACUUGUUGAGCACGUCUCCUAAAGCUCCUCUAGACGUGUCCAUGUAUCUGUCAACACAAGAGCCUGCUCCUGCCAGAGAACUUAAAUCCUCUCUCAUUGGAAAGAAGAAGCCAGGAGCUGCCAAGAAAGGGUUAGGUGCAAAAAGGGGUCUUGGAGCCCAGAAGGUGAGCAGCCAGAGCUUUAGUGAGAUCGAGCGGCAAGCCCAGGUUGCGGAGCAACUGAGAGAGCAGCAGGCAGUGGAGUCCAGGAAACAAGCUGAGGAGUCCAUUGUUACCUCAAUGCGACUGGCUUAUCAGGAACUGCAACUUGAUCGGAAGAAGGAGGAGAAGAAACUUCAGAACCUCGAAGGGAAGAAACGUGAACAAGCCGAAAGGCUAGGCAUGGGCUUGGUAUCCAGAAGUUCUGUCUCACACUCGGUGAUGUCUGAGAUGCAAGUAAUUGAGCAGGAGACACCGCUGGCUGUAAAAUCUUCCCGCUCUCAACUGGACUUGUUUGAAGAUGCUGGAGGUUUCACAUCUGGACCCCCCAAAUAUAAAGAUAAUCCCUUCUCGUUGGGAGAUGCCUUUGGCUCACGAUGGGAAACAGACUCCUCAUGGGGUAUUGACAAAGAGCAGGAACCUGAGGUGACCAUUUCCAGUAUUCGACCCGUUUCAGAGAGACCCACUAGUAGGCGUGAGACAGAGAGCAGAACAUCAGCUGUGGAAUCAAAUGAAGCACGGCAAAAGUUUGCAGGGGCCAAAGCCAUCUCUUCAGAUAUGUUCUUUGGACGGGAGGCAGAUGCUGAGUAUGAAGCCAGAUCCCGCUUGCAGCAGCUCUCAGGCAGCAGUGCCAUCAGCUCUGCAGACUUGUUUGGAGAUGCUGAGAAUGUGCACUCAGGUGGCGUAUCAAUUGGGAAUGUCCUGCCUGCAGCUGACAUCGCACAGUUCAAGCAAGGAGUGAAAUCAGUUGCUGGCAAGAUGGCUGUCUUAGCCAACGGGGUGAUGAACUCCCUUCAGGAUCGUUAUGGCUCAUAUUGAUGACCCAGGGACUGCAGCUCAGAGGGAAGCCAGCAAGAGGCACUGAUGCCACCUUUGAUUGCCUGGAGUAAACUCUGCAGGAUUGUCUUAGUUUGUCUGGGGUGGGUGGGAAGGGGGGAAGGUAAGCAGAAAGGGUCAGGAGUUGGCUGUGCCCAGACUGCUUUCCAAAUAUCUCUGGAUUCCACUCUGUAUUAAAAUUCAGUGUGUCCUCAAACCCA
Messenger RNA from Rhea pennata, 1874 nucleotides. RefSeq names its product ADP ribosylation factor GTPase activating protein 2 (gene ARFGAP2). Bases 37 to 1656 code for a protein of 539 amino acids. The record is from RefSeq and is a predicted model, not a curated record. The transcript has 17 exons. Gene Ontology annotation, biological process: COPI coating of Golgi vesicle. Gene Ontology annotation, molecular function: GTPase activator activity. Lineage: Eukaryota; Metazoa; Chordata; Aves; Rheiformes; Rheidae.